AUGUUGUGCGCGUGCUCGUCUCCUAUUGUUUUCGUGUUUUCAUUCAUCUCCGCACGCAGCGCGAACAAAAGGGCGUCAGGGUCGCGCUCUGAUUGGCUCCCGGCCACCCGACACUGCCGCGAGCUCCGCCACAGCAGAUGGACCUCUCGUGCGCACCACCUCCUCCUUGAUGCACGCGCCCCAGUGAUUGUUUCCAACGGCAGGAGAGCUAGCGAGUUGAACAAGGAGUUCAUCGUCAACGGAUAUUUCACCUUUAACGGGAAAGAAGAGGAAAGACGGGAGGAGGAGGUGGAAAAGGAGAACCGGAAAGCCUGCGUCCACCGGCUUUGCUCCCUCUUUCUGGUGAUCCAACAAGACCACACAGUCUUCACUACGCUCCUCUCAUGCUUACUGAGAAUGGAUGAUACAGAGUACGGGGUUCAGAUUGGAGAGAACAAGUUCAUCAGGAAGGCAACCGUCCUCUCACAUCUGAAGACGUACAACCUCUACUAUGAAGGACAGAAUCUGCAGCUCAGACACAGAGAGGAAGAAGGGGAGCUGAUUGUCGAGGGCUUGCUAAAUAUCUUCUGGGGUCUGCGGCGACCAAUCAGGCUUCAGAUGCAGGAUGACCACGAGCGGAUCCGACCGCCCCCAUCUUCUACGUCCUGGCACUCGGGUUGUAAUCUGGACAGUCAAGGUUCACCCAACAGCACAGAUGGUCAACAAACGACACAGCAGAGCCCACCCACAGUGGAAGUGACAGAACCUGACAGCCAACCGGAGGACGACGGUGUGAUGGAAGAACAGGCAGAAGAAGACAGUGAGAGCUCGGCUCAGCUCCUCAGAACGAAGAGCGAUGCAGGCGUCUUGAGACGGGGCCAGCGACGGUCACCAAGUGACCAGAGGAAAAUUCGACGCCAUCGCUUCUCUAUUAAUGGACACUUCUACAACCAUAAGACAUCAGUGUUUACUCCUGCUUUCGGCUCAAUGACUAAUGUUCGGAUCAACAGCUGCAUGAGGACACCUCAGGUGCUUCGAGUUCUCCUCAACAAGUUUAAAAUUGAAAACAGCCCAGAUGAUUUCGCCCUCUACCUUGUUCAUGCAAGUGGAGAGCGUGUGAAACUGAAGCGAAGUGACUAUCCUCUGGUGCUGAGAGUGAUUCAGGGUCCCUGUGAGCAGGUCUGCAAGGUUUUCCUCAUGGAAGAAGACCUUGGAGAAGAAGUCACAUAUGAUGUGGCACAGUAUAUCAAGUUUGAAAUGCCUGUCCUGCGGAGUUUCAUCACCAAACUGAAGGAGGAGGAGGACAGAGAGGUGCAGAAACUCAGAAGAAGGUAUACGUACCUGCGGUGUAUAAUUGAAAAGCAGCUCAGUUGUCUUCCAGAGGGGCCGGCGUGUAUGUGAACUGUUUCUUAAAACGGUCAGAGGUACCACACCCUCCACCCAGCUGUGACUGAGAGAGGGACCGCUGCACCCCAAUGUAUGUGUUUCAGCGAUUAUCCUGCUCCUCCUGAACUCUUGGCUCAUCCAAUCAACCAAUUUACACACAAAACUUCAACAUGUACAUGUUAAGUGAGACCAUCUCAGCAGUAGUCUUCAGACCCAAUCCCCUUUUCUCUUUGUCAUUCCAUACAGUACACUCAGAAAGACAUUCCUUUACUCCUGAGUAAUUUUAACCUUUUUGCAGAAUGAGCCUAAAAUGAGACAUCCUGUCUUCUGUCUCAAUCAUUCAGAUUACAAGCUGACCCCUGAAAUGAAUUUAAAGCACAAACAUCAUGUAAUAUGGUCUUAACCAAGUGCCUGUUAGGUUUCUCCAAGCACAAACGAUCAAACUUUAAACAUAUUUUUCACCUGUUUUUUUGUUUUUUUAACUGAGAAGUACAAGAGAACAACAUUAGACCACACCGUUUCUGUUAAUGUGAAACCCAGACCACGAAGGAAAACAGUUGUGCCCUCAAAAGCUACGUGCCUUUCAUGGUCCUUGCUGUUGUUAAAUAUUUUAAUUGAAAUAAUUUAAUGGACCCUCUCCAUUGUAUCUCACCUUAGAAAUUCACUGCAGGGAUUAUUAAAGAUUGUGUGAACAGAUAAUCUGUUCAUGUGGUGACCAGUCUGUUGGUGGUCUGAUGGAAACAACUGUUUUUCUGAAGGCAUUCACAUUGAAUGUUAAGGACACUUUAUGAUUGGAGUUAAAGGAAUAGUUUGACAUUUUGGGAAACAUUUUCUUGCAGAAAGUUAGAUGUUUGUAUAGCAGCUGCUGGUAAGAUUAGCAAAGCACAAAGACUGGGAACAACCUGCUUGGCCGUGUUCGAAGGUCCACCUAUCAGUGUCUCUAAAUUUUACUAAUUAACAAAUAGUAUCUCAUAUGUCAUCUCAAGUGGAAACAUUACAGAUUGUGGAUUUACCAGGGAUUAUUAUUAUUUUUGAACAGACUAAACAAACUAACAAAGUGUUUUAACAUUAACAUGCAUUCCCCCAGCUUGCCUAUGGUCCCCCAGUGGCUAGAAAUGCUGAUAGGUGUAAACCGAGCCCUGGGGAUCCUGCUCUGCCUUUGAGAAAAUAAAAGCUCAGAUGGCCAAUCUGGAAUCUUGCUCCUUAUGAGCUCAUGAGGGGCAAGGUUACCUCUCAUUUCUCUGCUUUGCCUGCCUAUGAGAGAGAGAGACAUCAUGUCUUUCAAACGAGCAAAGUGGCAGUUGGUCAAGGCCAUAAGUCAAAAUGUCUGUUGUGAAAAAGGUCUAUUAGAGAGCUUUAGAAAUGUUGGUAGGCAGAUUUUCUAAAUUUGGACAAAGGCUAGUGGUUUCCUAAUAUUUCCAGUCUAUGUGCUAUGCUACUUGCUACCUGGUUGCUGUAGCAUAUUAACCAUGCAGACAUAAGAGUGGUACAAAUAUUCACAUCAAACUUUCGGUAAGAAAUCAAAUAAGCCUAUUUCUAUUCCUUAAA
Molecule: messenger RNA, 2913 nt
Organism: Etheostoma spectabile (orangethroat darter)
Lineage: Eukaryota; Metazoa; Chordata; Actinopteri; Perciformes; Percidae
Gene: rassf2b
Product: Ras association domain family member 2b
Exons: 11
Coding region: 1-1380 (459 amino acids)
Biological process (GO): regulation of non-canonical NF-kappaB signal transduction; signal transduction; positive regulation of protein kinase activity
Cellular component (GO): nucleus; cytoplasm
Source: RefSeq, a predicted model, not a curated record